AUGCCUGGGACUUGGCUGCUGCUUCUCCUGGCCCUCGGGUGUCCAGCCCUGCCCACAGAGGUAACCACUCUCCUGAGGCUGGCACAACAAGGUGUGGGUAGCACACCCUUCCCCUCUCUGGCCCCACCAAUCACACUGCUGGUGGAUGGGAAGCAGCAGACUCUGGUGGUUUGCCUGGUCCUCGACGUUGCACCCCCUGGCCUUGAGAGUCCCAUCUGGUUCUCAGCUGGGAAUGGCAGCUCACUGGAUGCCUUCACCUAUGGCCCUUCCCCAGCAGCUGAUGGCACCUGGACUAGCUUGGCUCAGCUUUCCCUGCCUUCUGAGGACCUGGUAGCCUGGGAGACCUUGGUCUGUCACACUGGACCUGGAACUGGGGACCACAGCCAGAGCACACGGCCUCUACAGCUGUCAGGAGAGUCUUCCUCAGCCAGGACCUGCCUCUGGGAGCCUCUCAGGGGGACCCGGGGCCAGGCGCUGCGGCUCGGGGCGCUGCGGCUGCUGCUCUUCAAGCUGCUGCUGUUGGAUGUGCUUCUGACCUGCAGCCGCUUCCGCGCCCCGCCCGUCGCGCGGAGGGACCCGGCCUGGGCGCCUCGCCCUGGGGACCCCGGGCUCCCCGCGGCCCCCCGGGCGGACCACCUUCUCCUCCCGCAGCCUCCGCCACCGGAAGGAUCGCCCGCAAACCCCACCGACUGGAUUCGCCGCAAUGAUGGGUGGACCACAGGCCGAGGGCUCAGCCUGUCCACCCCGCCGGCGCUGCAGCCCCGGGACAGCCGCUGGGUUCACACCCGCCCUCCGGGUCGGGAUCCCAGGAGCCCUGUCUGGGAGGAGGGCCCGCUGGUGCUCAGGGCGUGGCGCUCGGGACCCGCCCUCAGUAUUCCUGCCUCCAGCCUUAGAGCAUUUCUCUGCGAUCUGCCUCCUCCAGUUGACCCGAGCUUCCCCGGGGGCUAG
Messenger RNA from Mesoplodon densirostris (Blainville's beaked whale), 948 nucleotides. RefSeq names its product pre T cell antigen receptor alpha (gene PTCRA). The transcript has 5 exons. Gene Ontology annotation, biological process: negative regulation of thymocyte apoptotic process. The record is from RefSeq and is a predicted model, not a curated record. NCBI's taxonomy places the organism in Eukaryota, Metazoa, Chordata, Mammalia, Artiodactyla, Ziphiidae. The coding region runs from base 1 to 948 and encodes 315 amino acids.